Messenger RNA from Branchiostoma belcheri (Belcher's lancelet), 2030 nucleotides. RefSeq names its product leucine-rich repeat-containing protein 58-like. The transcript has 4 exons. The record is from RefSeq and is a predicted model, not a curated record. Gene Ontology annotation, molecular function: protein binding. Bases 984 to 2030 code for a protein of 348 amino acids. NCBI's taxonomy places the organism in Eukaryota, Metazoa, Chordata, Leptocardii, Amphioxiformes, Branchiostomatidae.
UAUUCAUGAGGUUCAUACAUAUUCAUGAGGCUCAUGCAUAUUCAUGAGGCUAUAUUUACCUUACAAGCUUGGCUUAUGCAAUACAACCACCCAGCUGUUGAAUAACACAAGUGGGUACAAAGGUCACCCUACCAUGCUCCGCCUACACUGUGCAAAGAAAAGCCACACUGACAGUCUGGCUGGUCCAGCGACUAACGGUGACUCUGCAGAACUGGACACAGGAACAGGAGAGGGCCGGUUCUUUUGUCCUGCUGUUUGUGAACCGCAGAGACAUGUUUUUGUAACCCAGAGGGACAUGCUGUAGACUUGGUGGCAGGUUUGCUGUGUGUGGAAAGGAGUGGAAGCAAGCAAAUCCUUCUUGACUUGAUACCACCGGCAUAACUGACUGGGUCAGACUGACUGUGUGCAACAGGCUGCCCUGUAAGCUGUCCCUGUCUCUCUCCUGGCUUGCCCUCACUUGGAGCAAAGAUUUCAUGGAGAUUGUCCACACUGCCAGAACUUGUGAUGGCUGUGAAGACUGAUUCUUGACAAGCCAGCGGUCUUGCUACAGGCCCUGCAGCUCUAAAUCAGGCCAGUAAUGCCUUGCCCUGCAACCACAGCAUGUCAGAACAUUCAAAACCACAGGCGGGGGAUCUGGUCUUGGAAUGCCGCCAGCAGGAAUCCUUACAGAAUGUCCGUCUUAUAAAACCUGCGGUCUCUGCUUGUCACUGUCUCAAGGAGGUGGUCAACAGAUCAGAUUCCUUUCUUAAACUGUGAAACUCUAAAGGGCUUCUUCUUGCGUAAAGCUUAAACCUCCGAAGUCUGGUUCUCUUCCUAACAAAAAUAUUGAAGUGAAGAUUGCCAAAGAAAACAACUCCAGUUGUGUGGUAUCAAUAUGAAUAUGGAAACUUUUUACAUCUAACACGGAAGAUGGAACAGCUACUACUUGGCUGAAACUAGUGAAAGUUGAAGAAGCGUGAGGAGGACGGAUUUAAGACGAGAAGAUGUUUUACGAGGAGGACGUACCGGUGGAAAACCGGGUGGACCUGGCGUACUCAGACCUGGACCUGUUCCCCGAGCACCUCUCCAAGAAAGCGGACAAGAUCCGGAGUCUCCGGCUCAACAACAACCGGAUUCUGGUUCUCCCUCGCGCCGUGUCGCUGUUCCACGAGCUCCGACAUCUAGACAUCAGCGCCAACGGGCUUACCCACGUCUCUGCCGAAAUCACCCAGCUCCCAAAACUCAGGACUUUCAUCGCGAAGAACAAUCUCCUUGAAGACGGAGCUCUACCCAAGGAGCUGCACCGGUGUGUGAGUCUGGAGGUUCUGAAUCUGAGCGGGAAUGUUUUUACUGAGUUUCCGGAACAGAUAACGGAAAUGGCGGGACUGAGGGUGCUUUACCUCGGCGCUAACAGACUCUGGACGGUUCCCAGUGAGAUCAAGAACAUGAGCAGACUAGAGAUCCUGUACCUGGGAGGUAACCAGAUCAGCACCCUGCCUGUGGAGGUUGGUUCCCUGUCCUCGCUGAUGUCGCUGGUCCUGUGUGACAACCGUCUGGAGUCCCUCCCCCCACAGCUGGCACGUCUUCGCUCUCUCCGCUCCCUCAGCCUGCACAACAACCGCAUCGCCGCGCUGCCCAGCGAGAUCAUCGCCCUACGCAACCUCACCGAGCUCAGUCUCCGCGGGAACCCGCUGGUCGUGAACUUCGUCCGCGACCUGAGCUUUGACCCGCCGACCUUGCUGGAGCUGGCGGGGAGGGGGGUGAAGAACAGUGGGCUGAGGUAUGCGGAGUCUGACGUCCCGCCGAACUUACACCGGUACCUCAGCCUCGCCAGGAAGUGUCCUAAUCCUAAAUGUACAGGUGUGUACUUUGAUGCCCGUGUGAAGCAGAUCAAGUUUGUGGACUUCUGUGGGAAGUACCGGCUGCCCCUGCAGCAGUACCUGUGCUCCCCACGCUGCACCGCGCCUAGUCCUGUCACCAGCUCAGAGUCAGAGUCUGAGGAGGAAGGGGUCGUCCCACCUGACAAGAUCAAGAAAGUUCUACUGGGCUAG